UGGGUGCUCGUGAAACCUAUUAUAAUUGUGAGUAUCAAACACUAAAAGGCGCUAAUGGCGCCGGGAGCACUGGGCUAAUCAAAUCUCCGAGGGCCUUAAACGACACUUCCUGCUUGGUCGAUGUCCCUUGCAAAGGCACGUCUCAGUCCGAAGAUGCAGUUUUAGCUCACUCUCUCUGCCCCAUUCAAGGUUCAUUGUGGCACAAAUUGGCGUAUAACUAUAUCAUCCGCAUGUCACCAAUUUCCAAACGUUUUGGUUGGUAUGAUUGGUGGCCACUGGACGGAUGGAAUGACCGCUGGUACUUACUGCGGUGCCGGCAGCUCAUGAAGAUCUCUCUUGUCUUGACUUGCACACUCCUACCCCAGGCCGGCACUAUAGCUCAUGACACAUUUGCCCCUAGCUCAGAUAGGGAAACUUUCAGGUCAGCAGCUCUGAUUUUGGCCCGGGGUGGCAGCAAGGGAAUCAAGAAGAAAAACCUAUCUGUGGUCAACGGAAAAACGCUUAUCAAGAGAGCCGUCGAAAAUAUCCUCGAAUCCGAUGUUUUUGAUUCGGUGUGGGUUUCGACGGAUGACAUGGAGAUCGCGAUGGAGGCGCAGAAAGCGACUGCCCUCCUCCACUGGCGCCACCCCUCCACGGCCACCGAUUCUGCCGCCUCCAUCCUCGGCGUCCAGGACUUCUUCGCAAAGCAUCCAGAUUUGGAGGUGAUCGGCUUGAUCCAGUGCACAUCCCCAUUCCUAACGUCACAAUUUCUCAUCAAGGCUCUUCGGCUAAUCGAAGAGGCUCAUUGUGACUCUGUCUUCUCAGUUACGAGAUCGCAUCAGCUUCGCUGGAACUUGGACCAAAGGGGAGAUCUGCAUGCAGCUAACUUUGAUGCAACUAAACGACCCAGGAGACAAGACUGGAAUGGGGAGUUCGUAGAGAACGGCAUGUUCUAUGUUUUUAAGACUUCCUUACUUGCUGAGAAUGUUCUUCAAGGAGGCCGGGCUCGAGUGGUGGAAAUACCGAAAAACCGCAGUCUGGAGAUCGAUACUGAAUUCGAUUUGGUGGUGGCCAAAGUCGUGGCGCAAAUUCUUGAUUCGGAAAGCCAACAGAUGAUUCCUUAAAGUCUUGGAAGCAUUUUCAAUGAGCCAAUGAAUCUCAAAAUCAAGCAUCUUAAUGUGCGGAUCUUCAUCACAAGUUUACUUGAAACACAGAACAUUAUACGACUAUUAAUUAUUGACAGGUUGUUUCCCUAGGAGACUUCAAUGCAGAGUAGAAAAAUAGGAGUAUGGAUUUUCUCUUCUUGUUGUGCGUAUUGAUCCGCAGGGUCUGUUUUAAAACACUGGACAAAUUCAGCCGAAGGAGCACUCCGAUAAGAACAAUAGCGUGGCGUUCCUUUCUUUGCGAUGUAUCGAUUUAUCUAUACUAUUUGAAUCUAUGGAAAAUUCUCGAUAAACAAGGUGUUUGCGACGAACGCCUUAAUAAUCGAUUCUUUACCACAGCUUCAAAUGGGGAUAUCGAUAAUCGAUUAUUCACGCCUCGCCGCUCGAUACUGAGCCGUUGCGCCACACGAGCACGAUUAGACCGGUGAUGAGCCUUCAUUUUUUUCCGUAUACAACACGGACAACUCGUCACCUUCCGGCCAAAGUAUCACAAACGCCAUGCUAUGUUUAAACAUUUCCGCCGUCAUUUGAUUUUGCACUGAGAAAUUCUUGGUUGAAUAUGUUUGAAAAUUUCACUGAAUUUCAUCGGCAGCUCAAAGAAAAUUCAGUGAAAUUUUCAGGCAGCUUCGUUUAACAAUUCCUCUCUAUAAAAACAUAAAAUGGCGACGGAUAGUCUUAAACGUCGCAUAGGGCUUGUGAUACUUUGGCCGGAACGUGACGAACUACUAAGCAGCGGGCCGAUUAUUGAAAGCGUUGGACAAAUCGAUAGACGAAGAAGACAUGUAAGGAUUAU
Bemisia tabaci is the source of this 1935-nucleotide messenger RNA. It is a transcript of the gene Csas, whose product is annotated as CMP-sialic acid synthase. Gene Ontology annotation, molecular function: N-acylneuraminate cytidylyltransferase activity. The record is from RefSeq and is a predicted model, not a curated record. NCBI's taxonomy places the organism in Eukaryota, Metazoa, Arthropoda, Insecta, Hemiptera, Aleyrodidae.